AUGCCAGGCACCAGCAGGAGGAGGUGCUAUGUGGGCUCCAGUGACUACGGUCUACCCAGACCCACAAACUGUGCCGAGAGCAAGCGGACCUGUGCCAUCUACAAAGACCAGACCACCAACGUGGUCCACUGGACUUGUGUGGCCAAUAAUGAUGGCAAAUGCAAUUCCACUGCUAUUGUUGUCUCAGCUACCACUAAUAGUGAAUACCUUUGCUGCGGCACCAAUCACUGCAAUGUGGCCAGCCUAGGAUUCACAGUGUUAGCAGGCCCAUUAACAAGUAAUACUACUAAUACCACAGCCGGGCCUGAGGGUGAGGCUGAGGGCGAAGCUGAGGGUGGAGUUGGGACAACGGCAGUGGCAAAGUCAGCGGCUGCUCUCUCCCAUCCAGUGAUACUCCUGGUGCAGGCAGCACUGGCCAUGGCAGUAUCCGUCGCCCUACUAUAAAAAACUCCGUGAACAGAUUGAAAACACUUGAUUGACUUGGCUGAUUAUGACCUUAAGCUUUCGACCUUCCCUCGGAGUUUAAGUGAAGCUUACUGACAAGUUGAAUUGGGCGUUUUCUCUGUUUUGCAAAUAAAUGACAGCAUGAAUAAAACAGAAAAUUAUCAUUAAAUUAUUUCUUCAAAAUUUCAUCCCUUCCUGAGGAGUGCAGUGAAUUUCAAGAUGGACAGAUUGCCUGAGCAGAAUUGAUGUGCCUUUUGUAUCAAAGGAAACAGAAAAUUGAUUAUAAGAACUUGUGCAAAUCUGGAUACUCUUGGGUAUAUGAUAUAUUUGUUUAGAGCAAUGUUCAGUUAAAGCCUUUUUAGAUAAAUUGAAUGUGGAAAUAAGAACAUUAACAUCAAUGUCAUCACAUUUUGUUUGGUAAAGGAGAACAUUGCAGUGCAAAAUUGAUGGGCCUGAGGUAUCAGAAUUCUAAAUUU
Lingula anatina is the source of this 920-nucleotide messenger RNA. RefSeq lists its product as uncharacterized. NCBI's taxonomy places the organism in Eukaryota, Metazoa, Brachiopoda, Lingulata, Lingulida, Lingulidae. The record is from RefSeq and is a predicted model, not a curated record.